GUGUACUAUGUUUGUGUGUUUGUGUUUUGCUUCAUUUAGUACCGACAUGGCUCCAAACUAAUGGGGGUGUUCCUCCAUUCAUCUACUUCUUCUUAGAAACCGAUUCUGCCAUACUCGUUCUUCUGCUUUUACCACUUGGGAGCAUUCAAGUUUUGCUUGAGUCCUUAUAGCUUAGGCUCUUUGGAACAAUCUUAAUCUUCUUUUUAUAGAAUUUUAUUGGUAAAAUACAAAUUAAAGUUUUGUUUUUCAUAUCUAUUUUUUUUUUAUGACAGGAUAAAAUUUGAGGCAGAACUGUAGUUUCUAGAAACUUGACAGAGCUAAGAGAAUCUUGGUAAUUAUAGGCAGUAGAUUACUUUAUUAACUGUGUAUAAACAAGUCAUCGUUUGGAGGCUAUAGAUGGCGAUGCAAACCGUUUACCUGAAAGAACAUGAAGGACUUGUCUACAAUUCUGUUGGACAGUUGUCAUCUGUAACUUCAGCUCCAUGGUGGAGUGCCUUAGGAUCUCAACCAGUUUAUGGGGAGUAUUGUGGUCAAAUCAAACCCUUUUCGUUCGAGAUUUCCAACUACGUCGACCAAUUCCCAGCCGGUAAGCAAGCGGUACGAGGAGUUGAACAAUUGUUGGAUAAAGGACAUACAACAACCCAGUUUACCAUCUUUCCAGAUGAUUGUAAAAUGUCAGGUGAUGCAGAAAAUCCUCAGGCAACCUUAUCACUGCAGUCAUCACUUGCUGAGCCCCACAAUCGUUUUGAGAUAGGGUUUAAUCAGCCAAUGAUCUGUGCAAAAUAUCCUUACAUGGAUCAAUUUUAUGGACUCUUCUCAGCUUUUGGACCUCAAAUUUCGGGACGGAUAAUGCUUCCAAUUAACUUGACAUCCGAUGACGGACCAACUUACGUAAAUGCGAAGCAGUACCAUGGAAUCAUCAGACGUCGGCUAUCACGUGCAAAAGCCGUACUUGAGAACAAAAUGAUUAAACGUCGCAAGCCAUAUAUGCAUGAAUCACGCCAUCUACAUGCAUUGCGGCGACCAAGAGGAUGUGGUGGUCGCUUCUUGAACACAAAAGGCUCUACUAAUGGAAAUGGUAGAAAUGAAAGCAAAGUGAAUAAAACUGGCGGCCGACAAUUGCAGUCCAGUGCCUCUCAGAGUUCUGAAGUCCUGCAUUCUGAGGUUGGAACUUUAAAUUCCUCAAAGGAGACAAAUCGAAGCAGUCCAAACAUCUCUGGUUCAGAGGUGACUAGCAUGUAUUCAAGGGAAGGUUUUGAUGGUUUUUCUGUCAAUCGUCUUGGAUCUUCCGUUCACUCCCUAGUGGACAUGGUAUUAUCACGCCCACUAAAUGGGUUGCAGCAGUAUCAGGUAACUGCUGCAACCUUAAAGUUUGAUUAGCAACGAGACUAGUGGGCUUGGUGCUGCGAUGUUGCAGCACCACCCUAUCCUUGCAAGGGACCAGGUGAGGAACUUCUGUUGCAGUUUCUUGUGUUCAUUGUGACGAAUUUCGUUCUGGAGGUGUGAUUCUUCAUCUGGUUUUAGGCAAACCAUUCUUGGCUACUGCUUAGGCAACUCAUCCUUGGCUCAUUAUAUUAGUAGUACUGUCUUUUUCUUUCUGCACAGGCUUGUCAUGACAUGGUCAUACAUGCUAAUGGCUUCAUAUCCUGAUGCAGUAGACUAUGAUGUGUCUGUGUUAAAAUAACAAGAAUUCUGGUUUCGUGUGUUUUUUAGUUAUGUCUAGGUGUGGUAUUUUGUUCUGGAUUUCUGACUUUGUGUGGAGCUAUGUAACAUAGAACUCUGUAUUGUGAUCUUUGUUAGAAAAAUAAAACAUCGAUCUGGACUUACCCUCCUAUGAAAUGUCAAAAUUUUAUUAUC
This is a messenger RNA of Glycine soja, 1857 nucleotides long. Its product is annotated as nuclear transcription factor Y subunit A-10-like. Bases 397 to 1380 code for a protein of 327 amino acids. Gene Ontology annotation, molecular function: DNA-binding transcription factor activity, RNA polymerase II-specific; RNA polymerase II cis-regulatory region sequence-specific DNA binding. The transcript is spliced from 6 exons. The record is from RefSeq and is a predicted model, not a curated record. Lineage: Eukaryota; Viridiplantae; Streptophyta; Magnoliopsida; Fabales; Fabaceae. Gene Ontology annotation, biological process: regulation of transcription by RNA polymerase II.